AUGUCGUUCCCCGUACCACCAGCGGGUGCCAAGGGCGCCCUUGACUCUGCCACUCCUCUGCCCGUGGUAGUCGAAGAAGCCACGGCAGCCUGGUUCAGCCAGAUCCUCGGCCGCCCUGUCGCCACCGCGGAGCUGGUCGAGGCCAUCCACGGAACAGCAAGCAAGCUGCGUUACAAGCUCACAUACGAGGACAGCAGCGAUGCCGCCACGCUGCCCACGCACGUCUGCAUCAAGGGCGGCUUCAACCCCGCCAUCAUCAAGCUGCACCCCACCUUGAACGCCGUCUACCGCCGCGAGGCCGAGUUCUUCUACCACAUCGCCCCGACCGUGUCGAUGCGCCUACCGCCCGCCUGGUACAGCGGCAGCGAUACCGUCACGGGCCAGGGCAUCGUGGUGUUCGACGACCUCAAAGCCAAGGGCUACAGCUUCGGCAACCCAAUCGAGGCCUGGCCCGUCGAGCGCGUGCGCGCCGGCGUCGAGGAGCUCGCCAUGCUGCACGCGAAGACGUGGGGGGCGAAGGAGGCGGACUUCCCUUGGCUCAAGGAGGGCCUCUCCCUGCGCGAGGUCAUCCUCUCCCUGAUGACCGAGGUCGCGUGGGCGGGGCGCUUCCUCGACGAGGCGGCCAAGCCACCCGUCUCGGACGAUCUGAUCGAUCGCGAGCGGUGGAUCCGGGCGUUCAAGACGCUGUGGACGACCACGAACCAGGAGCACUUGGUCGUCGCGCACGGCGACACCCACAUCGGCAACACCUUCAUCACCCCCGCCGGCGAGCCGGGCUUCCUCGACUGGCAAGGCCUGCACGCUAACUCGUUCCUCCACGACGUCACCUACUUUGUCGUGGGCGCGCUGACCGUCGAGGACCGGCGCGCGAACGAGGUCGAGCUGUUUGAGCAUUAUCUGGCCAAGCUGCACGAGGCCGGCGGGCCCAAGCUGGAGAAGGCGGCUCUUUGGGAUGACUACCGGAAGCAUCACGUCCAUGGUUUCGCCUGGGCUCUGGCGCCGCCACUGAUGCAGCCCAAGGACAUCGUUGACGCCAUGACUGUGAGGCACAUGGCGGCCAUCGUCGACCACAAGAGUCUAGAACUGCUGGAAAGCCUCCCCGGGUAUGUCACGGAGGUGUAA
This is a messenger RNA of Chaetomium globosum CBS 148.51, 1122 nucleotides long. RefSeq lists its product as uncharacterized. The record is from RefSeq and is a predicted model, not a curated record. The coding region runs from base 1 to 1122 and encodes 373 amino acids. The transcript has a single exon. NCBI's taxonomy places the organism in Eukaryota, Fungi, Ascomycota, Sordariomycetes, Sordariales, Chaetomiaceae.